AGCUAAAACUCCUCCUAUUUUUUGUUUUUUGUCUACAAUAAAAGUCCCUGAAGGAAAUACUUGUGGUUCAUUGUCUGAGAUACAUAACCAUUUCUGUUCCUCAAUUCAUUCUCUUCCCUCACCUUACCUGCAGUAUUUGCCAUUUUUGCAAAGGGAUCAAAAGAGGUAGGAAUAGAAGGUUUGAGGACAUCACCUGUGCUUUGAUAGGGUUGAAAAUAGGAAUCCUGAACAGGUGAAUUCAGAAAGGAUCUUGUAGGCUACCUCAGGAUUUGGAUUUUGAUGCCUAGAAAUUGAACUUUCUUGCCUUAGGAGCCUUCUUAGUGUUUUGAUGGUGAUUGAAACCAUAUCAUAGAAAAGAGGCUUAAGGGAAAAGGGAGAGAAAAAAGUGGUUAAAGGCAAAGGAGCUUCUAGGAUACUGGAGGGUAAGGCUAUUGCUACAAGGCAAAGUAAACAAGCCUAUGGAGGAAAUAUCUUCUUCUAGUGUUGCAGUACCAUUUACACUGGGAACUUUGAUUCAAAAGGAGUCUGCAGUGAAGACUCACAUGGAGAUAACUGGGCUGAAGAUCAUGGCCAAUACAGCAGCAGCUUUGAUAUUAAAUCCUGCAGUGGAGCACCAAAUCACAGUAUCUGCUGAGGUAAAGGAAAAUCAAGGUGGGGAUGCAAUUGUCUCAGAAAUGGUUAUUGAAUGUGAGAGUAAUUGGAUCUUGAGUGAAAGCCAAAUCCAGCCUAUGAAAGAAGAUGAAUUGAUGUUGUCUGUGGAUUUUCAGUGUCCACAUGAUUCAAGCUUUCAAUCUGUGGCUGCAUCCUUGAAGACUGUUUAUUCUGAAAUCGAUUCACCAACGAUCAUCAAGUUUGAUGAUAACAUGAGUGGUAAGCCCUGUAUAAACAAGCCACUUCCAGCAUUAAAGCAAGAGCAGAACACAGUUUAUGUUGCAAUGGAUAUUGGGAGUGAAAAUCUAAGUGGAUCUGAGUCUGAUCCAAAAUUUUCUGCUAUGCUUCUUGAUCAGUUCCCAAAGGACAAUAAAACUGGGAACACAAGCUACCAGAAUGUUUCGGAAUUUAGUGGUGGUCCUCUAUGGGGUUUCUCAUCAAUUUGUGGAAAUAGACCGGAGAUGGAAGAUGCUGUUGCUGUCAAGCCUCAACUUUUUCAAGUCCCUUCACAGAUGCUAAUGGAUGAACAUGUGAAUGAAAACACAAAAUACUCACCAGCCCACUUUUUUGGUGUCUAUGAUGGACAUGGAGGCUUUCAGGUUGCUAAUUAUUGCCGGGAACGUCUUCAUUCGGUGUUGAUUGAGGAGAUAGAAGCUGCACAAUCAAGUUUGGCUGAAGCAAAUAGGAGAGAGUGUUGGCAGGAUCAUUGGAAGAAAGCACUCUCCAAUUGUUUUCAGAAAGUAGAUGACGAGGUUGGUGGUAUUGAUGCAGGUAGUAGGGGAAACAACAAUAGUGGAUCUGAAUCUGAGUCUAAUAUUGAACCUCUUGCUCCUGAGACUGCUGGCUCCACUGCAGUGGUUGCCAUUUUAAGUCAAACUCACAUAAUAAUUGCAAAUUGUGGGGAUUCAAGAGCAGUUUUGUAUCGCGGGAAAGAAGCACUGCCAUUAUCUAUUGACCACAAGCCGAACCGAGAGGAUGAACGAGAAAGGAUAGAAGCUGCAGGAGGAAGAGUCAUACAUUGGAAAGGAUACCGAGUUCUUGGUGUCUUGGCAAUGUCAAGGUCCAUAGGGGAUAGAUACUUGAAACCAUGGAUAAUUCCAGAUCCAGAAGUUACUAUCAUGCGUAGAGAGAAAAACGAUGAGCUCCUAAUUGUAGCAUGUGAUGGUUUAUGGGAUGUAAUGACAAAUGAAGAAGCCUGUGAUGUUGCGAGGAAACGAAUCCUUCUUUGGCACAAGAAGUAUGGCAACAAUGGAACAACAACAGGACAAGGUGAAGGGGUUGAUCCUGCUGCUCAGUCAGCUGCAGAGUAUCUAUCUAAACUAGCCCUCCACAGAGGAAGUGAUGAUAACAUCUCUAUAAUAGUGAUUGACUUGAAACCUCAAAGAAAAUUGAAGAGAAAGGCAUAAAAUAAUAUGUUUCUAGCAUGUUGGAACUUCAUCAUUUAUGCUAUUCAUUCACUGUUUGUAAUUUCAGUCAUUAGCACUGUUUAGCCCCCCAGUUUUAUACCAGGGCUAAGUAAGUUAUAUAUGUUGUCAACGGCACUCUUAAAGAGUUCCAAGCA
Molecule: messenger RNA, 2212 nt
Organism: Lotus japonicus
Lineage: Eukaryota; Viridiplantae; Streptophyta; Magnoliopsida; Fabales; Fabaceae
Product: protein phosphatase 2C 50-like
Exons: 5
Coding region: 459-2057 (532 amino acids)
Biological process (GO): protein dephosphorylation
Molecular function (GO): cation binding; protein serine/threonine phosphatase activity
Source: RefSeq, a predicted model, not a curated record